Mucor velutinosus is the source of this 1092-nucleotide messenger RNA. RefSeq names its product Sorting nexin-3. Gene Ontology annotation, biological process: phosphatidylserine catabolic process; monoacylglycerol catabolic process. The transcript is spliced from 12 exons. Gene Ontology annotation, cellular component: endoplasmic reticulum membrane. The record is from RefSeq and is a predicted model, not a curated record. Lineage: Eukaryota; Fungi; Mucoromycota; Mucoromycetes; Mucorales; Mucoraceae. Gene Ontology annotation, molecular function: monoacylglycerol lipase activity; phosphatidylcholine lysophospholipase A1 activity. Bases 1 to 1092 code for a protein of 363 amino acids.
AUGCUUAACUUGGUUAUCAAGAUUUCAAGUCUACUCGUGGCAUUCUACAUCGCCAUCAUUGGCAUUUUGAGUAUCGACACUCCUCAACGAUGUCUCAUGUUUUUGCAUUGGGUCAAAUUUCCUUUCUAUCCUCGAUUCGAGAUGCCAGAAUACUAUGGUUUUGGACACAACCAAGGAAGAAACAUCAAGAUAUCAACAUCUGAUAAUGUCACUAUUGGUGCAUGGCAAUUCUUACCUACAGAAUACUAUAACAAGCAACAACAACUACGUCUAGCCCAGAAUUUAGCGCGAGAUGAUGAAAUAUUUGAUGCCGCACUUUCUGACUCACAGUAUGAUACAAUUGUCUAUUUCCAUGGCAAUGCAUUGCAUCGUGCUGCCCCUUGGAGAGUAGAUCUCUAUAAGCAAUUACUGCUUCGAUUUGGUAAUAUUAAUCUUAUUGCUAUUGAUUAUCGUGGAUUUGGAGACUCAGAGUCAACACCUUCCGAGCUUGGUCUUCGUAUAGAUGCUCAGUCAACCUUGGACUGGCUUAAUAAGAAAGGAGUACCCAAUAACCGUAUCUCUCUUAUUGGCCACUCUCUUGGCACGGGCGUAGCGACGACGCUGGCCCAUGACAUGUCUGCAUCGGGCAAUCCACCCAAAAGCUUGAUCCUGAAGGCUGGCUACAGUUCCAUGACCACACUCAUUUUUGAGUACAACCUCAUUCCUAAAUUGCCCAUCUUAUCACCCAUCAAACAAUUUCCAGCACUUGAAAAGUGGUUGCUAUCAAAAUUAAACCAUAAAUUCAACUCUCUAUCAAGGAUUCAGGACGUAAAUUGCCCCGUUUUGAUCGUCUACGGCAAGCAUGACGUGGAGAUCCCCAUCUCCAACUCGCAAGCUCUGUUUAGACAUGCCCUCAAUAGCACAGACAAUCUCAAUGCCUUGGUAGAGUCAAAUCGUGUGACGCUCACCGUAAUUCCAAACGAAGCCAAUGUCUAUGAAUCCAUCGAUCGCAGCAAACCACGUUUAAUGCUGGUGGAGCUGAUUCAUGCAAACCAUAAUAACGUUGGCUAUUUUGACUACACAUACGAGUCCAUUGCUGCUAUCCUUUACUAG